This is a messenger RNA of Odobenus rosmarus divergens (Pacific walrus), 1309 nucleotides long. RefSeq names its product LysM, putative peptidoglycan-binding, domain containing 3 (gene LYSMD3). Lineage: Eukaryota; Metazoa; Chordata; Mammalia; Carnivora; Odobenidae. Gene Ontology annotation, cellular component: Golgi apparatus. Gene Ontology annotation, biological process: Golgi organization. The record is from RefSeq and is a predicted model, not a curated record. Bases 149 to 1066 code for a protein of 305 amino acids. The transcript is spliced from 3 exons.
CGGAGACGUUGGCGGCGGUGGCGCCAGAGGAGGGGGACUGCCAAAAACGGAGCGUUGGCCAUGAAUUUGCCUGGGGCAGGAGCCGCGGCGGCGGACCUGACAGCCGGCUCCUUGUUGCGUCCUCGCUGCUAACAGAACAGAUUUUGACAUGGCAGGGAGACAUCAGAAUCGUAGUUUUCCUCUUCCAGGAGUUCAUUCAAGUGGUCAAGUACAUGUAUUUGGAAAUUGUACAGACAGUGAUGUGUUGGAGGAGGAUACUGAAGUGUAUGAACUUCGAUCCAGAGGAAAAGAGAAAAUCCGAAGAAGUACAUCAAGAGAUAGACUUGAUGACAUUAUAGUAUUAACAAAAGAUAUACAGGAAGGAGAUACUUUAAAUGCGAUAGCCCUUCAGUACUGUUGUACGGUAGCAGAUAUCAAGAGGGUUAACAAUCUCAUCAGUGACCAAGACUUUUUUGCCCUUAGGUCUAUCAAAAUUCCAGUUAAAAAGUUUAGUUCAUUGACUGAAACACUUUAUCCUCCAAAAGGAAGACAGGCUUCACGUCCUUCAUCUAUCCAGUAUGUUCCAGAACAACAGGAAAUUUUGCCAGCUAACGAUUCUCUUUCUUCCACUGAGUCAGCUGAUAACUUUUUAAAAGAAGUAGAUCGAGACAUAGAACAAAUAGUAAAAUGUACAGACACCAAAAGAGAGAACCUUAAUGAGGUGGUAUCUGCUUUAACAGCACAACAAAUACGUUUUGAACCUGAUAACAAAAACAUUCAACGUAAGGAUCCUUAUUAUGGAGCAGACUGGGGAAUAGGGUGGUGGACAGCUGUAGUGAUAAUGUUGAUAGUAGGUAUAAUAACGCCAGUAUUCUAUUUGCUGUAUUAUGAAAUUUUAGCUAAAGUGGAUGUUAGUCACCAUUCAACAAUGGAUUCUUCACAUUUGCAUUCAGGAGUGACACCCCCAUCACAACAGAGAGAAGUGGAAAAUGGAAUUGGUCCAACUAAAGGAAUACCCUUUGGCCAACAUGAUCAUAAACUAUAUCGUCAAGAUUCUCAGUCACCUGCUGCUCAACACAAAACAUAGCAGUUAGCUCAUAAUUACGGUGUUAAUGAUCAUGUGUAUCUGGAGUGUGGUGAAUCAGUUACCUUCAAUAACCACUUUAAAGGCAGAAGUUAGGGAGACUGAAGAUGCUCUUGUUUUUCACCCUUCUUUUUGGAGCCAGUUGCAAAUAGAUUGAGUAUAAAUUCCUACAGUUGCUAGUUGUUGAUAUUGAGAGUUGUAAAUCUAUAUCUUGUAUCAGUGCUUAAAGCAAAAAUGAAUUUAAAU